AUGGCAGAGCCAUCUAUGCGCGAACCGCUGGACCCCAAGAAAUACUACGAAGGCAUCCAGGGGCAUCAAGGAUCUCUCCGCGACAAAUUCAACGAUAUCGAUGAUCCAGCCUAUUUCCGACAGUACAUGCACCUGCUGAAGGAACCGGAGACGCAGAACUUUGUUCUGGACUUUGGCAACGAAGACGCCUACUGUGCAACCGAUUUAGUCACCGAGGACUUUAAAGCUUUACUAAGUCCACCACGAUCCAAAUGUUUUGGCACACGAUGGAUUCACCUAUGGGCCCCAGAAGAACAAACCGAAGCUAUCAAGGGGAUCAUGUCCUUCUACGGUGUGUCCGAGCGACUCCAAGGAUUGAUGUGCACCGCGCCUGUCAUACGUCCACCGGCAGGCACGACACAGCCGAAGAAGAGACGAUCACGAACCCGCGAUUUGGACUUGGAUCUCGACCCUGAUGAUAUCGAGAACACAAUUGCUCUGAAAAAUAUACACGACCAAGACGGCCUUCAUGAUACCGCCUCAUUCAAGCACCUCACUUUUUCCCAAGUCACCAACCAGAUCUGGCAUUUUUCAUCAGUCGAUCACGGACCCCGAUACACCUGCAUCGGCUAUAAUACCGUAUUUGUGACCCCCAACGUACCUAAGGAAAUGAACGAGAAUGGGAGAGACUUGCCCGAGGGCAGACGACUCUGGAACUGGUUAAUUCUAUGUGACGACGGCACGGUCAUUUCCAUGCAGGAAAACCCUUUUCCCCGGCAGAAGGAAGCGCUGCUGCCGGAUCAGAUCAAAACCCUGGAUGUUGUACGCCGGAAUGUCCGAUUCAUCGUCUCGGGGGUAUCGAAGCAGCAUUUGACCAUGUCGGAGAGCGAUUCCCUCGUGACCAUUCGAGUCCGUCAUUUCAACAAUGUCGGACCCGACCAAGCAAAUAUUAAACAAGAAGAUGGUCCAAGCUUGCUCUACUACUAUAUCUUUGAUGACUGGGUCUCGAGUUAUGGUCUGAUUGCAAAGCGAGAGCAUAAAUACGGCGUUGCGCUUGAAGAAUUAAGAGGCCAGAUGCUUGAUCGGCCGAUUGUGGAACUGGUCAAUAAGCUCCACUGGCUGGGUCGACGGCUAGCGGUCCUAAAGCGACUCUACCAGAGCUACGAACUCAUCAUGCGGCGCGUCUUACAGCGCCAGCGAGUCCUCCGCGACGAGGCUCGCUCGGCGCAUCCACAACCACUGGACUUUGGCGCCACAUUUGGAGAUAUGGAGUUCGCUGACAUGCGACAGGGAAGCUUGGUCAGUAACGGCAGCUUUCCAGAAACCAAAGACAAGAUGGUGGGAGUGAUCUUGAGCUCAGCUGCGGUGGCAAGAUUUGAGAGACUCGUCGACCGCAUCAACUUGUACUGUUUGAGUGAGAUUGAUUCAUGUUUAUUGGAAAAGGAAUCCUUGACAUUUUUACAGAACUUUAAUCUGAUCGCCUUGAAAGACUCACAAGCCGUGGAAAAACUCACCCGCAUCACAAUUCUCUUGGCCAAAGCGACCAUGUUAUUCUUGCCAGUCAGCCUGAUGACGGCCUACUUCUCCACCGAGCUGCAAGGGGUGAAAGGGGGCUAUACAAAGGUGGAUUACUGGGUUAGCUUUGCGGUGAUCUUCUUCUUGACCCUGGUACUUCUAACGGUCUUUGGCUUUGCCAGUAAUACCGUGGAGGGAAAAACGAUCUACAGAUCCCUGGUCAAGAGUUUUUUCCGUUCUUCGCGAGAGAGGAUCUCAAAGCCGCGAAGAAAGCAACAGGAUGAUAAAUAA
This is a messenger RNA of Penicillium longicatenatum, 1785 nucleotides long. RefSeq lists its product as uncharacterized. Bases 1 to 1785 code for a protein of 594 amino acids. The transcript has 5 exons. Gene Ontology annotation, molecular function: magnesium ion transmembrane transporter activity; magnesium ion binding; cobalt ion transmembrane transporter activity. The record is from RefSeq and is a predicted model, not a curated record. Lineage: Eukaryota; Fungi; Ascomycota; Eurotiomycetes; Eurotiales; Aspergillaceae.